AUGGGUAGAGUUCGUACAAAAACCGCAUCUCGAGUUAUCAUUGAGAAAUAUUAUCCUAGACUUACUCUUGAUUUUCAAACAAAUAAAAAAAUAUGUCACGAAGUUGCAAUAAUUGCAUCUAAGAGACUUCGUAAUAAAAUAGCUGGAUUUACAACACAUUUAAUGAAACGUAUCCAACGUGGACCUGUUCGUGGUAUUUCAUUCAAAUUACAAGAGGAGGAACGUGAAAGAAAAGAUAAUUAUGUCCCAGAGGUUUCUGCGUUAGAUAUUGAUCCAAUAGAAAUUGAUCCUGAUACAAAGGAGCUUCUUAAAUUUUUAAAUUUUGAGAAUUUACCUAGAGUAGAAGUUGCUGUACCUGUUGCAUUAAAUACUUUGACCGAACGUCCUCGUGGUGGUGCUGGAAGAGGAAGAGGUGGCGGUGGUGAUCGCCCACCUCGUCCACAGCAAGAAGCUUAA
Messenger RNA from Entrophospora sp. SA101, 456 nucleotides. The record is from the annotation of a GenBank genome assembly. Lineage: Eukaryota; Fungi; Glomeromycota; Glomeromycetes; Entrophosporales; Entrophosporaceae.